Molecule: messenger RNA, 1530 nt
Organism: Photinus pyralis (common eastern firefly)
Lineage: Eukaryota; Metazoa; Arthropoda; Insecta; Coleoptera; Lampyridae
Product: 15-hydroxyprostaglandin dehydrogenase [NAD(+)]-like
Exons: 5
Coding region: 669-1469 (266 amino acids)
Cellular component (GO): cytoplasm
Molecular function (GO): oxidoreductase activity, acting on the CH-OH group of donors, NAD or NADP as acceptor
Source: RefSeq, a predicted model, not a curated record
CCGGUCGAUCUCAGACAAUUUUUCUUUCCGGCCUCAAAAAAAGGCAGUGGAUUACCUUCCUUUUUUACCAAAAAUCGACUGCUCCAAAAUUUCUCGGGAAAACACUAUCUAUCUAUCGUGCAGCUCAAAGUAUAGUUACUUUUUCGAGAGAUUCGGAACUAUUGGUAUAAAGGGGACGCUGGUCGCAGAAAUUUCGUUGGUUCCGCUUUCGCAUUAAUAUAAAUAGCGAAGCGCAAAAAAAAAGAAGAAGACGGGUAACGAUUAAAUAUAGUCCGCGCGAUUUUUAUUGUCGUAAAAGCAGAAUUAGUUUAAAAAUUAUAAUAACAAUAAUAGGCGGUCGAGUGACAACAGUUUGGGUGUCAAAUUCAGGUAAACAAUUUCUGUGUGAAACGUCGUUGCCCAAUUGUUGGUGCUCAUUUCAACAAUGUUUGUGUGGUUGAUAAUGCUUGUCAACUAUAAUAUCGUUCAGUUUCAAUAGUCUAAUCCAUGGUGUGACGCAAUAGCUCGGCUACUGAUAACCUUUAAACAGCAUAUCGGCACACAGUGACCUAAUUAGUUAGUUACGAUUGAAAUUAAAAAAAAAACAUGUAUAAUUGCUUGAUUGGCAAGGAUCGGUGCAAAUUGAAGACGCGGUGUCAUACGAUUAAGUGUACCUGGCAUAUGACAAAAUGUCUAUGUUGAAGGGAAAAUACGCUUUGGUCACUGGUGGCGCUCAAGGAAUCGGCUUCGCUUGCGUUAAGGAACUUCUUGUCAACGGAAUUGAGGGCGUGACAUUGGCGGAUAUUAACAAGGUUAGAGGAGAGGAAUCUACUGCGCUACUUAAAAGGGAGUUUGGAACGGAAAAGGUUAUCUUCGUAGCUGCUGACGUUUCCAAAAAGGAUCAAGUUGAAGGUGCGUUCAAAAAAUCAAUCGAGCAUUGGAAACACCUCGACAUAUUGAUCAACAAUGCGGGAAUUCUGGGAGAACAAGAUUGGAAACCUACCCUUUCGACUAAUUGCGAUGGAAUGCUUCAUGGCACGCUAUCUGGACUUGAAUACAUGAGCACGAAGCAAAAUGGUCGAGGUGGAGUGAUUGUAAAUAUGGGUUCAAUUAACGGCGUGUAUCCGAACGCUACCAUUCCAGUGUAUUCGGCGACAAAGGCCUUUACGGUCAUGCUGGGACGUUGCUUCGGCGACCCCAUCUACUACGAUCACAACGGCGUCAAAGUUCUCACUAUUUGCCCGGGAGUAACGAUCACUGAGAUGAUUCAUAAUGGGCCUAAUUUAAUGUCGAGCGAAAGUCUCUGUCCGAAUAUUCACAAGGUUUCGCAGGGGUUAUUAGAGAGGCUGAAACGUCAAACAUGCGAAGAGCUUGCGAAACAAAUUUUGGAUGUUAUGAUUAGAGGUAGGAGUGGAACCGCAUGGGUUAUCGCUGGGAACGAAGCCACGCAGGUUGAUUUCUCGACAACGGAUCGCCAGGCCAACGUCUAAGAGAAUUUUAUUUUGUGAUGAUACUAUGCGAUGUCCAUUAAAAAUUUUAAUUCUCUCACAA